This is a messenger RNA of Orycteropus afer afer, 909 nucleotides long. RefSeq names its product PDZ and LIM domain 1 (gene PDLIM1). Lineage: Eukaryota; Metazoa; Chordata; Mammalia; Tubulidentata; Orycteropodidae. The transcript has 5 exons. Gene Ontology annotation, biological process: actin cytoskeleton organization; muscle structure development; heart development. Gene Ontology annotation, cellular component: filamentous actin; stress fiber; adherens junction. The record is from RefSeq and is a predicted model, not a curated record. The coding region runs from base 1 to 909 and encodes 302 amino acids. Gene Ontology annotation, molecular function: actin binding; muscle alpha-actinin binding.
AUGACUACCCAGAAGAUCGUCCUCGAGGGCCCAGGACCAUGGGGCUUCCGCCUCGUGGGGGGCAAGGACUUCGAGCAGCCGCUCGCCAUUUCCCGGGUAAGACCAGCCUGGGACGCGCGCGAGAGCGGGGCGCUCCCGGGCAAGGGGCAAGGUGCCCCGGAGUCUUGGGGGCGGCUGGGCUCCCUCGGGCGCCGUCGGGGACGCUGGCUGCGGCUGCCUCUGCACCGAGCUGAGACCCGGCGGCGCGGCCAGGAAGUCCUACACAUAGGAAGUGCCCACAACCGAAGCGCCAUGCCCUUUACUGCCUCGCCUGCCUCCAGCACAUCCCCCAGGGUUAUCACCAACCAGUACAACAACCCUGUUGGCCUCUACUCUUCCGAAAACAUCUCCAACUUCAACAGUGCCUUGGAAUCGAAGACAGUAGCCAGCGGGGAGGAGAUGAAUGGCAGACCCUUAGAGCAUUCUCAGCUUCCAAGUGGCCUCGUCAUCGACAAAGAAUCUGAAGUUUACAAGAUGCUUCAGGAGAAACAGGAGUUAAAUGAACCUCCGAAACAGUCCACGUCAUUCCUGGUUUUGCAGGAAAUUCUGGAGUCGGAGGAGAAAGGGGAUCCCAACAAGCCUUCAGGAUUCAGAAGUGUUAAGGCUCCGGUUACCAAAGUGGCUGCAUCGAUUGGAAAUGCACAGAAGUUGCCCAUGUGUGACAAAUGUGGCACUGGCAUUGUAGGCGUGUUUGUGAAGCUGCGGGACCGGCAGCGCCACCCUGAGUGUUACGUGUGCACCGACUGUGGUACCAACCUGAAACAGAAGGGCCAUUUCUUUGUGGAGGAUCAAAUCUACUGUGAAAAGCAUGCCCGCGAGCGGGUCACGCCGCCUGAGGGCUACGACGUGGUCACUGUCUUCCCCAAGUGA